AUGAAUGAAACACAAAAGAAUUUCACGACUCCUCCCGCAAUGAGCAUGAAGAAAAAUCCCUUACCGAAGUGGAAAUUUAUUCUACUGUUGAACGUUCAUGUGAUUAUCACAAUCAUUGCUUUGCUCGGGAGUUAUUUCGUGAUAAGAGCGUUCCACAAAUUUCGGAACCUGCGAACUGCUUCCAACAACAUUCUGGUGAGUUUGUCUAUCGCCGACGGCUUACUAGCGAUUCCCUUGAUUCUUGAUAUCAUUCAUUUAUGCCUUAAGUAUAAUGUUGGGCAUUGUCCAGAUAUGCGUAUGCAUAUUCUUAAGAAAGUAGACGGAACUAUCACCUUGUUCCUCCUUUCGGUUAUUGUUCUUCAUCUCAGCUUAAUGAGUUCAGAACGUUUCAUCGCCAUCAAGUUCGCCUUAAGAUACCAAGCCAUAGUGACCAAACGCCGAGCACGGAUCGUUUCCAUCGCGAUGUGGCUGUGGGCUCUGGUCGUUAAUGUGGCUGUUCCAGUGGUUCUUCAGAAGACAACAGGCAAGGGUUUCGGAAACUUUCACCGACAUAUGAAUACACAUGAAUGUAAUACAACACACAAUACAACCCAAGUGCACCCCAUCAGAUGGCAUCUUGUAUUCACUGCUACGUCAAUGUUUCUUGUCCCCUUCCUGAUCAUUUUAUGCUCGUACACCUACAUCUUCAUAGUGUCCUACAAACAGAGACGAUUUGUCAAAGGACAGGGCCGCGACGUCACAGGAAUGCCCACCAUUGAGCAUCACUUGAAAGGUGCCCGUACUCUCGCCAUUGUUGUAGCGCUGUGUCUACUCAGUAUCAUCGCUUUGCUGGUUGUGACAACCCUCCGAGUCUUCCGUGGCAAAUCACACGGGGGCUGGUACCAUCAACUGUUCAGACUACACAAGAUCGUCUACAACGUGGCUAUGUUUUUGAAUACCAUAUGCAACCCUCUUAUCUAUGGAUGGAAAAAUGAAGAAUUUAGAAACGCUUUUCGUAAGAUGCUGAAAUGCUGCUAA
Messenger RNA from Porites evermanni, 1017 nucleotides. NCBI's taxonomy places the organism in Eukaryota, Metazoa, Cnidaria, Anthozoa, Scleractinia, Poritidae. The record is from the annotation of a GenBank genome assembly.